CCACUCAGAGACUUGUGAAGAAGAAGAAGAAGAAGAAUAGAGAUAAACCAGAAAAGAAAAUGGAGCCUGCUUCCUUUACCGCAUCAUCGCUCAUAAGAGUUGCAGCUCUUUCUGGGUCUCUUCGUAAAUCUUCCUAUAACCGUGGUCUAAUUCGUUCUGCGAUUCAGAUAAGCAAUACGUCGAUCAACGGCCUGCAGAUAGAGUACAUAGACAUCUCACCGUUGCCACUGCUGAAUACGGAUCUGGAAGGCGAGGGGAGUUUUCCACCUGCCGUCGAAGCGUUUCGUCAGAAGAUUCUGGAAGCUGAUAGCAUCCUCUUUGCUUCUCCUGAGUACAAUUACUCCAUCUCCGCACCUCUAAAGAAUGCAAUUGACUGGGCGUCAAGACCACCAAAUGUUUGGGCUGAUAAGGCUGCUGCAAUUGUAAGUGCCGGAGGAGGCUUUGGCGGUGGACGAUCGCAAUAUCAUCUUCGCCAAGUUGGAGUUUUUCUUGACCUUCAUUUCAUUAACAAGCCCGAGUUUUUCUUGAACGCAUUCCAGCCUCCUGCCAAGUUUGACAGUGAUGGCAACUUGAUUGAUGAACAGGCCAAGGAGAGGAUAAAAGAAGUUCUUCUCUCUUUGAAGGCAUUGAGCUUGAAGCUUCAUCGAAAGCAAUGAGAGGAGCUGUUUCGUGUUUCGAACUGCCUGACUUCUAAGUCUCAAUGGAGGUUGCAAGUUUGAAACAAGAAACAGUCUCUUCGCAGGGCUCUGUGUACAUCUGCCUAUCCUUAGACCUCGCAAUGGCCGUAGCCUCGCACCGGCUGCCCUUUUAUUUUAUGGUGUUGAAAUUGUAUGUGAUUCUCAGACUUACAGGUGCUGUGUGAUUCAGGCUCUGUCAUGUUAGCAUUGCAGGAGUUUGACGCUUUGUAGUUUAUGCUAUUAUUUAUUUCUUUCUGCCUCUGGAAUUGGAAUUUAGACCUUUGAUUUGUGUUUAUGUUUCUCUGGGCAUAACGUGUGCUAAUAAAAUGUAUCCAUCGCAGCAAAGUUUGCGCUAUCCAGGAUUGGCAUACACUUCCAAUGUU
Molecule: messenger RNA, 1060 nt
Organism: Prunus mume (Japanese apricot)
Lineage: Eukaryota; Viridiplantae; Streptophyta; Magnoliopsida; Rosales; Rosaceae
Product: NADPH:quinone oxidoreductase-like
Cellular component (GO): cytosol
Molecular function (GO): oxidoreductase activity; FMN binding
Source: RefSeq, a predicted model, not a curated record